Molecule: messenger RNA, 3666 nt
Organism: Porites lobata
Lineage: Eukaryota; Metazoa; Cnidaria; Anthozoa; Scleractinia; Poritidae
Source: the annotation of a GenBank genome assembly
CGAGCCACUGGACAUGAUUUGGGUACCGGCGAAGGUGGUAUUUCGAGGUAUUGUGAGAAUGUGAUCAGACGUGGCAGUAUACUGAGAGUAAAGCGUCGCUCACAGGCCAGUCAGUUACAUUUAUACUGCGCCAGCGCCUCAGGUGGGCAGUCAGUCGUGUCGAGGAGGGUUGGCACAUACGGAACCAACUCUGCUGAAAACCUAGCGUCCGACCCUGCAUAACGUCGCUUUUUAAUUCCUCCCAAGCAAGAUGGCUAGGAUUGGCGAGGGGCAAGGAAUUCCCAGCAAUGAAUUUAAAAAGGCUAUCUACGCCAUCAGAGGAAAUAAUCGUCAGACAAAAGGAAUGGCAUGUGCGGUUGCUAUUGAAGGACAAAACGAAGGCUCUGUUCUGUUAGUCACUGACACUUGGAAUGACCCAGAACCGAUCACGGGAUGUCUAUUGCACCGCUAUUCAAGGAUAGAGCAACACUUCAGAGACUAUCAACUCAAACCUGUAAGCAUCAGUCAACGUGGGGACUUUUCGCUAGUCAUAUGCGAUGGGAAAGACACCAACUUUAAGAUAAAGAGUCUCCAUAAAAAGUGUUUGAGUGGUCAGCAACUCGAGAGGGACUUCCGGGUUUACACGAUUUAUCGAGAUAAAUGUAUCGAUCUGGAAUUAAAAUACAGCAAUGGUGGUCACAAUCUUAUUGACAACAACUUACCUGAUCUCACAUUAUGCGGAUGCCCCAUCAUUGAUGGAGAUAACUCUGAAAAAUAUCUUGUGGGAGUUUUGACGAUCAACGCGAAGGGCAAAGCUACUCCUCGUUUCCUGUCUAAUGGGGUGUUAGGUGAGUAAUGUUAAUAAUGAGGAAUGAAAAGUAGGUAGGUUGAGUUUGAUCGUCCGGGUGAACGUAGUCCUGAAUAGGACUGUUGUUGUUGACAGUGACUGACGUUUCGACAACCUGUGCGGUAGUCAUCUUCAGAGUCAAAGUGAGUUGUAUCACGUCAGUUGAUGGUAUUAUACUCUAUUAUGCAAAAUUAUUUGUAUUUGUAAAUUUUUUGCUAAUCAAAGGAGCCCUGUCUUUUUCUAUAUUCAUAUUAAUAUCUUUAUAUGAGCAGUGUCUACAUAUGUUAUUCAAGUAAAGCCAGUUUUUGUGAUCGUGGACUAGUGUCUAGAGUACUGCUAAGGUCAACACUGCAGACACUGUCAAUCAAUACAUUGACUGUGAUUAUAGAACAUCUCAGUGUCACAUUUACUUUUACAGUCAAACCAGGUCGGGUGUUCCCGUCGCGAGCAAACUAAUGAAUUCAUUAAUGGAAAAAUGAUUUAGUUUGUUGAUUCAAUCAUCCAUUCAUAAAAUGAAUAAUCCAACAGUCAUAUUGGACCUCGAUUUAAUAUUAAAUGUUGAUUUGGUUUAUGAACAAAAUCUACCUGCUCUUUAUUCUUGUCUGUUGAGUUCAAUCGUAUUUGCUUCCCUUUUCCUGCCGUUUACGAUUGGGUUUUUAAUUGCCUUUUAUCAAAGUAACAGCUAGAAUAGACAGACCGCAAAAGCAAAGAAACUGACAAAGGCUGGGGAUCGAAAUCCACCAAUCACUGCACAUACACUGACCUCAGUUUAACUAUUGUGUUUUCUAAGAGGUCAGGUCCAUUGCACUGAUUACUGGAAACAAAAUGUCGUACAUGUAACAGUUUGUUUGGGUUUGAACUUCACAACUCGCCCAGACAAAACAAAAUUCUGAGGUUGACUUGUGGAAAGUGUAGUUUUUCAAAAAAACAGUAAUUGAAUCAACAUUCCAUUAUGGAAUCGAGGCUAAAUAUGAAUAUUGGAUUGUUCAUUUUAUGAAUGGAUUAUUGAAUCAACAAACAAAAUCAUUUUUCCAUUAAUGAAUUUGUUAGUUCAUUAGCUACGGGAACGCUUGACCUGGUUCGACUGUAAAGGACUUAGUUUCCUUUGUCAACGCAUAUAGCAAUUUCUGUUAGCUGAGUUUUGUUUUGUCAGUGUGUCUUAAGAUCAUUGAAGUACAUCAUUAACUUCAAUAUUUUUAAACUGAAAAUGUACAUCAUUCUGAGUAAGAGGGUGCAUUUAUUUAAUAAUUUCUUAUCACAGAUCCGCCUGAAUUCACCUCACACCAACAGAGUCAGACAUUGAUGCAAGAAUCAAGUGUAACCUUUUCAAGUGAUGCAAAUGGUGUUCCUGAACCAACAUUUUCUGGGACCAAAGAUGAAUCUUCUGUAACUCCCGACAAUAGAAUCAGUUUAUUAGCAGAUAACAAGCAACUGAGCCUAAAAAAUGUGAAUGAGACAGACAGUGGAGAAUACAGAUGUGUGGCUGCCAACAGUGUGAGGACAGUUAACUCCAAUGCUGCUACAUUGACAGUAGAAUGUAAUUAAGAAUACCUUUACUCACUUUUUACUUAUGCCCAAUUUUUAUUGCCGUACAGUCCUGCAGAGCUAACUAAAAUGGUCUUUCAAUAUCCGUUCCAUUUCUUUUCUUCUGGUUUGUCUCUGCAGCCACUACAUAUGAGCUUAGUUGAUCACAAAUACUAAAAAAAGGAAAAAAAACUUGUCCUUGACCUCAGUUGCCUUUCACGUUUUUAAAAAUUCAGAGUCAAAACUGUUAGAAAACACAAUUUUUUGUUUGUUUUCUUUGCUGAUCAAGGGAGCCUUUCUAUUUCCAUAUUCAUAUAUCUGUAUAAAACCUCUUUUGAAGCAACACUGGUGAGUAGUAUCUAACAACAACAACAACAACAACAAUUUUUAUUCUUGCAUGCACUAGUAUAAACAAAGUAAAACGAAGAAGUUCAGUGAUCGAAUUAACUACUCAGUGCUUACUGAUGUACUUAAUUGAUUAAUAUAACAAUGCACUAAGAUAAGGAGUCUCUCUUAAAGAUAAGUAACGCAGAAAAGGAAAAGGAAAAAAUUAAGAGUGUGUCCAUGAGAGAACCAGGCAGGAGGUGAUAAUGCUCAAAUCACGGAUUUCGCUCAAACUUGGCACAAUUGAUGGGUUUGGUGAGAUAUUAACCUCGACAAAAAAUAAGGUUGCAAUGUUGAAUUCCCUGGGAUUUACAGGGACCCCCUCUAAAAACGACAAAAUCUAUUCCUUUUUGCAUAAUUAAUUAGCUGACUUUGGUUUGGCUGUUCAACAAGAAGAAAAGACAACUUCAAAUCUAAUCAACUUUUCCAUCUUUUAUGUUUAUCAAACUUAAUGCUCAGUAAUUUAUUUUUACUCUCUAAUUCGAUCUCUUCCUAUUAUUUAGCCUAAAGUAAGGACAUCUUCUCACUGUUUUGACCAAACCCUAAAUUUAAGGUAUUUUAGUGGCUAACAUCUCCCAUGAGCAACAACCUAUGUACUUAAUUCUCACAUAUUCUUUGAAAGACAUCUUUAAGGUUAUCAAAUCAGUCAUAAAAUCUUUGGGCAAUCUGAUACUUUAUCAAUAAUGACGUAUUAUGUGCAUCUGACUUGACGCUUAUUUGUCAUUUGACCAAAAUUGGAAGAAACGUAACAUUCGUUUUUUUAAACAAAAAUAGCACAAAGUUGACGAGAAGUCACAAAUCAGAUGCGUCAUUAUCGAUACUAAUAGCGGAAUUGUUAGAACGUGUCACCUGAGGCAUGUUUUCCGUGUUAUUUAUGGACGUUUGGAUGGAUAUUUUAUGGAACGCUUGAGUAAACACAAGGAGCAAAAGAG